This is a messenger RNA of Salvia splendens (bonfire salvia), 1263 nucleotides long. RefSeq lists its product as uncharacterized. The transcript has 8 exons. Lineage: Eukaryota; Viridiplantae; Streptophyta; Magnoliopsida; Lamiales; Lamiaceae. The record is from RefSeq and is a predicted model, not a curated record. The coding region runs from base 1 to 459 and encodes 152 amino acids.
AUGAACUUUGGGUGGUGGAUUGAUUUUACUAAAACUGACGUAUUAAGCUUUUCCGUGAUUUUGGGACUGUUUAAAGUAAAUGGUCAAUCACUUUCAUCUUUCUUUUGGUUGGUAAUUCAUCAGUCGGUCAUACCAAGCAAUUUGCAAUAUGCAGCCAUAAUUGCUUUGAGAAGACUCCCUCUGGAUCCAGGAAAUCCUGCAUUUCUCCACCGGGCUGCACAGGGUGUUUUGUUCUCUGAUCCAGUAGCAGUGAGACAUUCCCUGGAAAUUCUAUCUGAAUUAGCUUCAAAAGAUCUAUACGCAGUCGCGAUGGCAUUAGGAAAUGUCCAACCUGGGGGGGCCCUGCACGAUGUCCUUCAUUUGCGUGACGUUCUUGCUAGAGUUGCACUUGCUAAGUUGUGUCAUACUGUGGCCAGAGCUCGAGUUUUGGAUGGCUGCAGGAUGGUACUGAUUAAGUAGAGAAAUUCUCAAACUUCCAGAUACCCCUUCUGUGAGAGAGAUGACUUCUGAUGAAAAGGAUUCAGCUCCACCAAAGACCACCAAGGAUAAAUCUGCAAAAACUAGGCGUCCACAACCACUGAUCAAACUUGUCAUGCGGAGAUUGGAAAGUUCUUUCCGGAGUUUCUCUCGACCUGUAUUGCAUGCAGUAAGCAGAGUUGUUCAGGAAAUGGGAAAAAGUCGUGCUGCUGCAUUUGCAUUAGGUCUGCAAGAUAUAGAUGAAGGAGCUGAAGUUAAUACUUAGUCUGAAAACAAUGACUCAUAUGAUCCAGAUAUAAAUCCAACUGCACCAUCAGAAGGUCGCAGAGUUCCCCCAGUAUCCAGUGGGAUUGGUUCGAAGGACACAAUUGCAAGUUUGUUGGCUUCACUAAUGGAGGUCGUGCGAACAACUGUUGCAUGUGAAUGCGUGUAUGUACGUGCAAUGGUGAUUAAAGCUCUGAUAUGGAUGCAAAGUCCAUAUGAAUCUUUUGAUGAACUGGAACCUAUAAUUGCUUCUGAGCUCUCAGAUCCAUCUUGUCCAGCAACUUUGUUAAAUGAUAUAUUGCUCACGCUGCAUGCUCGUUUCAAGAUAAUAAAGACGGAAGGAGACUGGUUAAUAUUUCUAAACAUUAUCCCCUCUGGUUGCCUUUUUCCUAUGAGAGCUUAAACUUAUAGAUGCCUUCCUUCUUUUCCUCCUUCCAGCCUUAAUGUGCUUGUAUAAGUACGAAUGUGAUACUGUUAUUAUUAUUAUUAUUAUUAUUAUUAUUAUUAUUAUUAUUAUUAUUA